AUGCCGUCGCAUACCACGACACGGAUCCGUACGACGAUCAACUUCCCGCUGGAGCUCCACUACAUCAAAUCGCUCUUUCUACACAAACGAUAUCGCCAAUGCAUUCAGACCUGUCGCGAUAUGCUUAAAGCCGGUGGCGACUCUGUGCUGCAGCAACCUCUACAGCAGACGUUCAUCAACUUCUACCUAGGACUUGCGCAUGAGGAGCUUGCGCGUUUGAUGCAUGAGCAGUCGCAAGCGAAGAUCCCGGCAUUCUGUCAGGCUGAAGAUUCCUAUGGAAUUGCACUGCAGCUGCUGCCCAGCGAUGAGGAUGCGGCUGGCUCAGCGAGCAGGGCAGAGGUGCCUGUGAAGGAGGAUCCAUUCGUUGAGCAAACAGCCAUUGCCACUCCUACGCCACCAGCAGACGAUGAUGAAUACGACCCUUACAACUACUUCAGCCCCUCGUUCACACAGAUUUCCGCCGAGUCGGUUCCUGGCUCUCCGCCAAAUUUCACAGACACAAACGACCUGCCUUCACGAUCGCCACAGCCUAUGUCUCGGGACAGCACAAGCUCAGACCUAGAAAGCCACUCCAGCUUCGACCAAAUCAUGAAUCCUCACAAGACCCUCCAGCGUGACGCCUCACGGAUGUACUUGCUAGACGCAGUACCACAGAAAGGACUCCAACGCGACAUAUCUCGCAUGUCCGUCCUCGACUCGCCACCACGCAUUCCGCCAAGACCACAGAUGCCCAAAAGCGUGUCGCAAGGCCUGCUGCGACCAAUUCGUCCCGGCGUGCCGCCGCAGGCAUUUCAUGUUCCUCCUCGACUACCGUACGUUGGUAGCUCAGCGAGUACGUCGAGGUUGCCAAAACUGAUCACGAGGAAUGCAUGGGGUUCCCCCAUUGGCCACGUACCAAAGACGAUUCGUGAGGAUCGGGAGGAGGAGUAUUAUGAAGCUGAGCCUGUCUCACCUAUUUCACCUAGUGAUUGGAAUGAUGCUGCUUCGAACGCUUCGACUAUUUCGCCGGUUUCUCCCGAGACGCCUACAAGGACUUAUGGCUACGAGCCAGCUGCGAUAGAGACUGCAGAUCCGGAGGUCCAGAAGAAAAUAAUUCCGCAGGAGGAUGUAGAUCAGGAGGAUGUGAUCAAGCAUCCCCAAAGCACUCCAUACCAGGACAUGGCAACACAGCUCCAAACGCAUCUUCGCCUGCUGCAUGAGGCAAAAGACCACGCAAUCACUAUUCAAACCUCCCGUAAAAUCUCAUCCACAGCUCCGACCAACGGCACACCUCGCAUACCACUUCGCUUGAGUCUAGACGGCUCCACACAUGACAGCAGCAGACCCGAGAGCGUGUCUAGUAAGCACGACAGCGUGGUGGGAGAGGCGAAGCCGAGGCGCUUGCCGCAGAGUAAAAGCUACUGGUCUUUCAAGCCGGACGAGGUUAGCACUAAUGAGAAGCGGAGACGGAUCGAAGACGGACGGGAGAGGAUGUGGACGAGGGAGAGGUUUGAUGGGAGAAAGUAUGGUUUGCUUGCUGAGCGGGCUUUGGCGGAGAUUUGA
This is a messenger RNA of Recurvomyces mirabilis, 1542 nucleotides long. RefSeq lists its product as uncharacterized. The transcript has a single exon. NCBI's taxonomy places the organism in Eukaryota, Fungi, Ascomycota, Dothideomycetes, Mycosphaerellales, Teratosphaeriaceae. The record is from RefSeq and is a predicted model, not a curated record. The coding region runs from base 1 to 1542 and encodes 513 amino acids.